GCCACACUGCCCGGGCAUUCCCGCCAAAAAACCUCGCUUACGGCGUGCAAUUUUCGCCUCCGAUUUGUUUGCUUUUAUUUGUGUUUAAUUUGCGCAGCCGAACGGACCGAAGCCAGCCACAAGCCAUACCCACCGCCAAAUACCCUAAAAUACAGACACAACAAUGGCCCACGACGGGGAGCAGUUCAUCAAGGACAUCCAGCGCGAGUAUGUGGACUUCCUGGACGACGAGGAGGACCAGGGCAUCUACGCGGGCCACGUCAAGGACAUGAUCGCCGAGAAGAGCAAGCGGCUGAUCGUGAACGUCAACGACCUGAAGCGCAAGAACCCGCAGCGCGCCCUGGGCCUGCUCAGCAAUGCGGCGGACGAGCAGCUGGCCUUCGGGCGCGCCCUCAAGGAGUACGCCGCCACCGUGGAUCCCGGCUAUGCCAAGCAGCACGAGGACCUCUUCGUGGGCUUCGAGGGCUGCUUCGGCAAUCGGCAUGUGACGCCGCGCUCCCUCACCUCCAUGUACCUGGGCAACAUGGUCUGCGUAGAGGGCAUUGUCACCAAGGUCUCCCUCAUCCGCCCCAAGGUGGUGCGCAGUGUCCACUAUUGCCCGAAUACCCGGAAGGUGAUGGAGCGCAAGUACACCGAUCUCACGUCCUUCGAGGCCGUGCCCUCCGGCGCCGCCUAUCCCACCAAGGACGAGGAUGGCAAUCUGCUGGAGACGGAGUUCGGUUUGUCCGUCUACAAGGACCACCAGACGCUCACCAUCCAGGAGAUGCCCGAGAAGGCGCCCGCUGGUCAGCUGCCCCGCUCCGUGGACAUCGUGUGCGACGAUGAUCUCGUGGAUCGCUGCAAGCCCGGCGAUCGGGUGCAGAUCGUGGGCAGCUAUCGCUGUUUGCCGGGCAAACGCGGCGGCUACACCUCCGGCACCUUUCGCACCGUGCUGCUGGCUAACAACAUAUCGCUGCUGAGCAAGGAGAGCAACCUGGACAUCUCGCGCGAGGACAUCAUGCUGUGCAAGAAGCUGGCCAAGAACAACGACAUCUUCGAGCUGCUCAGCAAGAGUCUGGCCCCGUCCAUUCAUGGGCACACGUAUGUGAAGCAGGCCAUCCUCUGCCUGCUGCUCGGCGGCGUGGAGAAGAUCCUGCCGAAUGGCACACGCCUGCGUGGCGACAUCAAUGUCCUGCUCAUCGGUGAUCCCUCGGUGGCCAAGUCGCAGCUGCUGCGCUACGUGCUGAACACGGCUCCGCGCGCCAUCCCGACCACGGGACGCGGUUCCAGUGGCGUGGGUCUGACGGCGGCGGUUACCACGGAUCAGGAGACCGGGGAGCGGCGUCUGGAGGCCGGCGCCAUGGUGCUGGCCGAUCGCGGGGUCGUCUGCAUCGAUGAGUUCGACAAGAUGAGCGACAUCGAUCGCACAGCCAUCCACGAGGUGAUGGAGCAGGGUCGCGUGACCAUCUCCAAGGCCGGCAUCCAUGCCUCUCUCAAUGCGCGCUGCUCCGUUUUGGCCGCCGCCAAUCCGGUGUACGGAAGGUACGAUCAGUAUAAAACGCCCAUGGAGAACAUUGGGCUGCAGGACUCGCUGCUUUCGCGUUUCGAUCUGCUCUUCGUGAUGCUGGACGUGAUUGACAGCGAUGUGGACCAGAUGAUCUCGGACCAUGUGGUGCGCAUGCAUCGCUACCGCAAUCCCAAGGAGGCCGACGGCGAGCCCCUGUCCAUGGGCAGUUCCUACGCGGACUCCCUGUCCUUUGUCUCCAGCAGCGAUGAGAAGAAGGACACCGAGGUCUAUGAGAAGUACGAUGCCCUGCUGCAUGGCAAAUCGCGCCAGCGCCACGAGAAGAUCCUGUCCGUGGAGUUCAUGCGCAAGUACAUCCACAUUGCCAAGUGCAUGAAGCCCAAGCUGGGCGAGCAGGCCUGCGAGGCCAUUGCCAACGAGUACUCGCGCCUGCGCUCCCAGGAGGCCGUGGAAACGGAUGUGGCCCGCACCCAGCCCAUCACGGCGCGUACCCUGGAGACCCUCAUCCGUCUGUCCACGGCCCAUGCCAGGGCGCGCAUGUCCAAAACGGUGACCAUCGAUGACGCCCAUGCGGCCAUCGAGCUGGUGCAGUUCGCCUACUUCAAGAAGGUGCUGGAGAAGGAGCGCGGCAGCAAGCGGCGCCGCAACAGUGGCUCCGAGGAUGAGGAUGGCAACGAUCAGGCCAGCCAGCGAUCGCCAUCGCGUCGCUCCAAGCGCACACGCACUGCGCCCGCCGGUGCGGACAGCGAUGAGGAGGAGAUCGAGACCCCGCAGCCGGAUGCUGGGGAUUUGACGCGACGCGAGACACGCCGUUCGCUGCCCGCUCGCUCGGCAGCCGGCUCCCAGCUGGCCAGCUCCAGUGAGGAGCAGUCGGUGGCCGCCACACCGCCGGCGGAGCCAGCCAGCAUCAGCGAGGGGCGGCUGGGCGAGUUCAAGAACAAUCUGCAGCGGCUGUUCCGCGAGGCGCGCGAGCAGAGCCUGCCGCUGGCCAGGAUCACCACGGCCAUCAACGAGGGCAACCAGGAGCCGUUCAGCGGCGGCGAGAUCGAGGCCGCCGUCCACCGCAUGACCGAGGACAACCAGAUCAUGGUGGCCGACGACAUCGUGUUCCUCAUCUAAUCCCACAUUCCACCGCAGGCGUUUCAGCAGCUCUAUCGGCCCAUUGCAUCCAUUAACUAUUAUUAUCCCUCAUGUAUCGGUUAAGUUGUAUUUUUGUUCGUAUUUAUAUGAUAAUAAACACUUUGGCACUCUUA
This is a messenger RNA of Drosophila biarmipes, 2757 nucleotides long. RefSeq names its product DNA replication licensing factor Mcm3 (gene Mcm3). The coding region runs from base 164 to 2623 and encodes 819 amino acids. The transcript has 2 exons. Gene Ontology annotation, biological process: double-strand break repair via break-induced replication; DNA strand elongation involved in DNA replication; DNA replication. Lineage: Eukaryota; Metazoa; Arthropoda; Insecta; Diptera; Drosophilidae. Gene Ontology annotation, cellular component: nucleus; MCM complex. The record is from RefSeq and is a predicted model, not a curated record. Gene Ontology annotation, molecular function: single-stranded DNA helicase activity; ATP hydrolysis activity; ATP binding.